Molecule: messenger RNA, 1955 nt
Organism: Sclerotinia trifoliorum
Lineage: Eukaryota; Fungi; Ascomycota; Leotiomycetes; Helotiales; Sclerotiniaceae
Source: the annotation of a GenBank genome assembly
UCGCGUCACACUAGUGCCUGGAAUAUGGAAGGUAGCUAAGAGCUUCAUAUGAUACGAACCUCAUAGCAACAACCAAAUCUUUUACUUCUUACAAAUCGUAUCUCAAUCACAAUUGAUUUCCUUUCUCCAUACCCUUUUUAAAUCCCAUACAAUAAACAGCCGCCAAGAUGGGUUCUGAUCCUCAAUACGCAAAGUAUCCUCUACUGCCCAUCGCCCAACACAUCUUCACCAUCACAAACCCAUCCGCCUCCAAAGCAACCCAACAAACAUCUUUGAAAAGUCUCCAAGAUGCAAUUACCGAACAUAAGAUGGCUCCUCUUUACAGAUACUUGGCACACCCACAAGAUGGUAUUUUGAACGAUGCUGGAGUUACAACUUCGAGUGCGACGAGUGCUAUUGGUAGAAAACCAAGUGCAGCUGGAUUAGUGGCGAGCAAAAACUCAAUACCAAAGGUUGAUUUACCGUGGGAUGAGGCUUUAUAUCAGAAAUUAACAAAAGAGAACGAUGAGGAGUUAGAGGGGUUCAAGAAGGAAGAGGAAGAGGCGGCAGAAAAGGCGGGGGAGACUGAAGUACAAGCUGCUAGAGGGAAGCGGGCAGAAUUCUGGGCUCGAGUUGGAGACAAGGUAUGAAUGUUUGCGGUAUGAUACUUCAUGAAAUACUAAUAUAUGAAAUUACUAGGACCGAGCGAUUGCUGCAUACGAAGAAGUAUUUGAGAAGACUGGUGUUUUAGGAACCAAGAUUGAUCUUGUCCUUGCAAUUAUUCGCAUGGGCCUGUUUUAUGGCGACAAGCUAUUAGUCAAGAAGCACGUCGACCGCGCAAAGGCAUUAGUAGAGAGUGGUGGAGAUUGGGAUCGUCGAAACAGAUUAAAGGCAUAUACUGGACUCUACCUCUUGACUGUCAGAUCCUACAACACUGCAGCACCACUUCUCCUAGACAGUCUCUCCACUUUCACCAGUUACGAACUCUGCUCAUACUCAUCCCUCGUCGUAUAUUCCGUUCUCGCUGGUUCCGUCUCGCUCAAGCGUGUUGACUUCAAAUCUAAAGUCGUCGAUGCUCCGGAAAUCAAGGCCAUUCUCGGAGAUGGUGAGGAUAAACUUCUAGCAUUAUCAGGAGCCAUUUCAGCAGGUCCUGGUGCUGAUGAAGAUAUGCAAGAUGUCACAGUAGCAGCUCCAUCCGCUGCUAAAACUGCAGUAAAUCUCACUACUCUCGGCACAGGCACAGAUGUUCAAGAAGCAGAGGCGGCACUCGAUUUCUCUCCUCUGGCUCAACUUGUUUCAAGUCUAUACACUGGUAGUUACCGUUCAUUUUUUGGUGCUCUCGCCGCGGUUGAGGUAAACUUUCUUACUCAAGAUCGUUACCUCUAUGAGCACCGUGGUUGGUUCGUUAGAGAGAUGCGUUUAAGAGCUUACCAACAACUCCUUCAAAGUUACCGAGUUGUAGGUCUUGAGAGUAUGGCAAAUGAUUUCGGUGUUUCAGUAGAUUUCCUUGAUCGGUAUGUUUUUAUUUCCCUUUCAGUGCCCUUACCCUGCCUUCCCUCUUCGACUUCUCUUUAACUCCAUGAAUGCACAUUAUCUAACACAAACCCCGAAUAGCGACCUAGCAAAAUUCAUCGCCGCAGACCGUAUCCCCUGCACCAUUGACCGCGUCACCGGCAAAGGCAUCAUCGAAACCAACAGACCCGAUGAUAAAAACAAGCAAUACAACGAUGUCGUCAAGCAAGGUGAUCAGUUGAUCACUAAGUUACAGAAAUAUGGACAAGCGGUUAGAUUGAGGGGGAGUGAAAGAGCUUAGGGAUUAGAAGCUAUGAGUUGGGGGAUGGGGUUAGAACUGGGAAGGAAAAGAGAUACCAGAGAUGAAAAGAUGAACUUGCAUGCUUGCGUGUAUGCUUGCAUCAAUACCCACCUACAGACAUAUAUUUUUGUAAGAUUACGAUAAUUACAAUCUUAUGAUGGCA